AACCAGAAGCCCUAGUUGUAGCCGGCAGACUCCAAUCUUCACAUCUCCUUCAUCUCGGUACCAACCAUGACCUUCAAGCGCCGGAACGGAGGCCGCAACAAGCACGGCCGCGGCCAUGUCAAGUUCAUCCGCUGCUCCAACUGCGGCAAGUGCUGCCCCAAGGACAAGGCUAUCAAGAGGUUUCUUGUGAGGAACAUUGUGGAGCAAGCUGCUGUACGGGACGUGCAAGACGCCUGCGUUUAUGAUACAUAUACUCUGCCUAAGCUGUAUGUCAAGAUGCAGUACUGUGUUUCAUGUGCCAUCCACUCUCACGUUGUGAGAGUUCGAUCUCGCACUAAUAGGAGGAAGCGUGAGCCACCACAGCGCUUCAUCAGACGCAGGGAUGACAUGCCGAGGCCUGGUCAGCCAGGUCAAGCUCCUCGCCCUACUGCUCGUGCUUGAGUUUUAUGACGUUUAACAUGGAUUUCUAUAAUGUCAAGCAACUUUGAUAACUCAAUUUAUGUAGAAGGUUUCGGAUUUUAUUUUACAGAAUUUUGUUACUGCAGAAGUAUGCUUGUUGGAAAUUGCAUUUUUAUUUCCUUGAAUAUCUUUCUUCACCUAAAACUCUAUAAUGUAUCCGUUGCCGGCUGAGGCCGCAUGCAUGCGAUGCAAAUUUGAUAUCUGCACAUGGUUUAGAGAAGAAUCCUUCUAAUUGAAUAGCUUUCUUUGAACUUCUUCCUCAGCUUAUUUUUUGGUAUGUCUCCUUUGCACUUGUUUGUUGAAGGAAAAAUAAAAAUAAAAUGUUGUC
This is a messenger RNA of Rubroshorea leprosula, 787 nucleotides long. Lineage: Eukaryota; Viridiplantae; Streptophyta; Magnoliopsida; Malvales; Dipterocarpaceae. The record is from the annotation of a GenBank genome assembly.